AUGGGUCGUGUUAAACUUGAGAUAAAAAGAAUAGAGAAUACAACGAAUCGACAAGUUACAUUUUCAAAACGUAGAAAUGGUCUCAUUAAGAAAGCUUAUGAGUUAUCUAUCCUAUGUGAUAUUGAUAUUGCACUUGUAAUGUUUUCUCCAUCAAAUCGUCUUAGUCAUUUUUCCGGUAAAAGAAGGAUAGAGGAUGUUUUAACUCGUUAUAUUAAUCUUCCUGAUCAAGAAAGAGAUAAUGCUGUAAGUUUUCCUGAGGUGCCAUACAGAAGGGGAAUUCAGAACAAGGAGUAUUUGCUCAGGACACUUCAACAGUUGAGGAGUGAAAAUGACAUAGCUCUUCAUAUGUCCAAUCCGGGAGACAUUAACUCUGAGAUUGAGGAACUCCAACAAGAAGUCAGUAGAUUACAACAACAACUUCAAAUAGCAGAGGAGCAGAUAAGAAUAUAUGAACCCGACCCAUUAAAGAUGACAUCUAUGACUGAGCUUGAAACAAGUGAAAAAAAUAUAGUUGAAACAUUGGCACGUGUCAUGCAGAGAAAGGAACUUUUGUUGAACAACCAUUUAUCUUCGUAUGAUCCAUCUGGUAUUCAGGGGAUGUCAAGCACUUUCGAAAAUGUAGGUUGGCUACAGGAUGGUAGUCAGAACCAUCAAAAUAUUUUUGAUGCAUCAGCUCCUAUGGAUCCUCUCAGGGAUUUGUCCUCUACAGUAUACGGUUCAUUUUCACAAGGAACCAGUUCAAACGUUGAUCCAAGAGGCAUAGGUGAAUGCCACGUGGCAAAUACAAACGACUCAAAUCUUCAAACAUGGCCACAAGGAUACACAUUAUAUCCACAUCAUCAACAACAUCAACAUCAACAACAUCAUCAUAUGCAACAUGACAUGGUUGGAACUGAUCAUCAUCAACAUCAUCAUCACCAUAAUAUUCAAGAUAUGAUGCCACAUGGACAAAUGAAUAUGCCUAUCACUGCCUCACAAGUUGAACCACCCAAAAAUGAAUCAUCAGAUCAAUAUGAUCAAUGUAAACAACCUAAUCAUCAGCUUAAUUCAUGCUCAAUGACACAUACUAAUUAA
Molecule: messenger RNA, 1074 nt
Organism: Lathyrus oleraceus (garden pea)
Lineage: Eukaryota; Viridiplantae; Streptophyta; Magnoliopsida; Fabales; Fabaceae
Product: agamous-like MADS-box protein AGL104
Exons: 11
Coding region: 1-1074 (357 amino acids)
Biological process (GO): positive regulation of transcription by RNA polymerase II
Molecular function (GO): protein dimerization activity; RNA polymerase II transcription regulatory region sequence-specific DNA binding
Source: RefSeq, a predicted model, not a curated record